AUGGAUGCUCUCAGCGCGCCAUUCAUGCCGCUCGAAGCUGCGCCGGACGGGCGCAAAGGGAAGGGCAAGAAGCGCCGGGAAGCGGCGGAAGCUCCAAAUGGGGCAAGUGACGCCGAUGCAAAGCGCGCCAAGCAGGCGGACGCGGGGCAGCAGGGCGGGGGGGACGGCGGGGGAGAAGCGGCGCAGCCCCUGGGGGAGUCGGAAGAGCAGGCGCAGACGCAGGCGGUGCAGUUUGUCGGGUUGCGGAGCGUGCGGAGAAGCAAGGAGCAGCAGAAGGGGCGGGAGCGGGAGAAGCGGGAGCGGUACGCGGGCGCGGGGGCGAAGGCUGGCGGGGAGGCGCGCGUGGGGGGCGGGAAGCAGCGGCGGAAGAAGGCGGUGAAGUCGAGCGUGGUGUACCUGGGGCGCCUGCCGCACGGCUUCUACGAGGACGAGCUCCACGGUACGCGCGCCCGCACGCGGGCGCAUGGGGAGAGGGGCUCGGG
Messenger RNA from Closterium sp. NIES-65, 482 nucleotides. NCBI's taxonomy places the organism in Eukaryota, Viridiplantae, Streptophyta, Zygnematophyceae, Desmidiales, Closteriaceae. The record is from the annotation of a GenBank genome assembly.